Molecule: messenger RNA, 1189 nt
Organism: Zea mays
Lineage: Eukaryota; Viridiplantae; Streptophyta; Magnoliopsida; Poales; Poaceae
Source: RefSeq, a predicted model, not a curated record
UUUUAUAAAGUCGACCCACCCUCACCUAAUUUUAAUGUCAAAAGAACCCGCAGCAGGGAAGACUGAGAGUCUGGGAGAUAGAGAGAGGAGAGGGAGGGUUUCCUCAAAGAGAACCCGAACCCAAACCCAAACCGAAGCAGAGCACACUAGCGUUCCCUCACCAGGGCGUCCAUCCCAGCAGCCAUGGCGAUGGCGUACAAGAUGGUAAAACCCUCCCCGCGCUCCGGCCAUGCGCCGGCGCCGCAGCCGCUUGCCAUCGAGCAGCCAUGGCUCACGAUCGACGCUCUGUGUGUGUGCGUGCGUGGUUUGCAGGCGACGGAGGGGAUGAACGUGAAGGAGGAGUGCCAGCGCUGGUUCAUGGAGAUGAAGUGGAAGAAGGUGCACCGCUUCGUGGUGUACAAGAUCGACGAGCGGUCGCGCGCCGUGCUGGUGGACAAGGUGGGCGGCCCCGGGGAAGGGUACGAGGAGCUCGUGGCCGCGCUGCCCGGCGACGACUGCCGCUACGCCGUCUUCGACUUCGACUUCGUCACCGUCGACAACUGCCAGAAGAGCAAGAUCUUCUUCAUCGCCUGGUCACCGGCGGCGUCGAGGAUCAGGGCCAAGAUCCUGUACGCGACAUCGAAGCAAGGCCUGCGGCGGCUGCUGGACGGGGUCCACUACGAGGUGCAGGCCACCGACCCCUCCGAGAUGGGCUUCGACGUCAUCAGAGGCCGCGCGCAAUGAGGCCCCCGCUGCGCUCUGCUCCUAUUUACGUACUUACCUGUGCGUGGGCGUGUUCUCCUACUACUCACUGCUCAGUAGUCAGUAGUCAUCUGCGUUCGUGUGUGUGUGUGUGUGAUCGGCCGGAUGCUAAUUGGCGUUGGUGUGCUCCCGUAGCGAUCGAUGCUGCCAAUCUGACGAGGCUUCGCGUGUGUUUGCUUUGCUAUUUUCGGUUCUCGGGAGAGAUGGUGCAGGCGUGGUGUGUUGAUGUUGAUGGGUGGAGUAGAAGCUCAGGGGAGUGGCAGCGGACUAAUGAAACGUCCACCUCUGCGACGUAGAAUUCCACUGAAAAAAAAAUGCUCCAGUGUACCAUAAGCUGCUUCAGAUUUGAUCGUGUUUUCUCUCCCAUGGUGGCGUUUCUACCUACAUUUUUCUUAGAAAACACAUUUCUAGUUACUCGUUCAGUUCUGAAUUAUAAAAUGUUUUGAUU